CUAGAAGGAUGAGAGCAGAGGAGAGAGAGUUAGCUUUAGCAGUGCGGAGCGCCUCCGUGAUACAGAGAAGAGCAGUCUCAGUUGAAUGACUAGUCUUGAAACCUGACUGAUUUGGAUCAAGAAGGUCAUUCUGAGAGAGAUAGCGGGAGAGCUGGCCAAGGACGGCACGUUCAAGAGUUUUGGAGAGAAAAGAAAGAAGGGAUACUGGUCUGUAGUUGUUGACAUCGGAGGGAUCGAGUGUAGGUUUUUUCAAAGGGGUGCAACUCUCGCUCUCUUGAAGACGGAAGGGACGUAGCCAGCGGUCAGGGAUGAGUUGAUGAGCGAGGUGAGGUAAGGGAGAAGGUCUCCGGAAAUGGUCUGGAGAAGAGAGGAGGGGAUAGGGUCGAGCGGGCAGGUUGUUGGGCGGCCGGCCGUCACAAGACGCGAGAUUUCAUCUGGAGAGAGAGGGGAGAAAGAGGUCAGAGCACAGGGUAGGGCAGUGUGAGCAGAACCAGCGGUGUCGUUUGACUUAGCAAACGAGGAUCGGAUGUCGUCGACCUUCUUUUCAAAAUGGUUGACGAAGUCAUCUGCAGAGAGGGAGGAGGAGGAUUCAGGAGGGAGGAGAAGGUGGCAAAGAGCUUCCUAGGGUUAGAGGCAGAUGCUUGGAAUUUAGAGUGGUAGAAAGUGGCUUUAGCAGCAGAGACAGAGGAGGAAAAUGUAGAGAGGAGGGAGCGAAAGGAUGCCAGGUCCGCAGGGAGGCGAGUUUUCCUCCAUUUCCGCUCGGCUGCCCGGAGCCCUGUUCUGUGAGCUCGCAAUGAGUCGUCGAGCCACGGAGCGGGAGGGGAGGACCGAGCCGGCCUGGAAGAUAGGGGACAUAGAGAGUCAAAGGAUGCAGAAAGGGAGGAGAGGAGGGUUGAGGAGGCAGAAUCAGGAGAUAGGUUGGAGAAGGUUUGAGCAGAGGGAAGAGAUGAUAGGAUGGAAGAGGAGAGAGUAGCGGGGGAGAGAGAGCGAAGGUUGGGACGGCGCGAUACCAUCCGAGUAGGGGCAGUGUGGGAAGUGUUGGAUGAGAGCGAGAGGGGGAAAGGAUACAAGGUAGUGGUCGGAGACUUGGAGGGGAGUUGCAAUGAGGUUAGUGGAAGAACAGCAUCUAGUAAAGAUGAGGUCGAGCGUAUUGCCUGCCUUGUGAGUAGGGGGGGAAGGUGAGAGGGUGAGGUCAAAAGAGGAAAGGAGUGGAAAGAAGGAGGCAGAGAGGAAUGAGUCAAAGGUAGACGUGGGGAGGUUAAAGUCGCCCAGAACUGUGAGAGGUGAGCCGUCCUCAGGAAAGGAGCUUAUCAAGACAUCAAGCUCAUUGAUGAACUCUCCGAGGGGACCUGGAGGGCGAUAAAUGAUAAGGAUGUUAAGCUUGAAAGGGCUGGUAACUGUGACAGCAUGAAAUUCAAAGGAGGCGAUAGACAGAUGGGUAAGGGGAGAAAGAGAGAAUGACCACUUGGGAGAGAUGAGGAUCCCGGUGCCACCACCCCGCUGACCAGAAGCUCUCGGGGUGUGCGAGAACACGUGGGCGGACGAAGAGAGAGCAGUAGGAGUAGCAGUGUUAUCUGUGGUGAUCCAUGUUUCCGUCAGUGCCAAGAAGUCGAGGGACUGCAGGGAGGCAUAGGCUGAGAUGAACUCUGCCUUGUUGGCCGCAGAUCGGCAGUUCCAGAGGCUACCGGAGACCUGGAACUCCACGUGGGUCGUGCGCGCUGGGAUCACCAGAUUAGGGUGGCAGCGGCCACGCGGUGUGGAGCGUUUGUAUGGUCUGUGCAGAGAGGAGAUAACAGGGAUAGACAGACACAUAGUUGACAGGCUACAGAAGAGGCUACGCUAAUGCAAGGAGAUUGGAAUGACAAGUGGACUACACGUCUCGAAUGUUCAGAAAGUUAAGCUUACGUAGCAAGAAUCUUAAGAAUCUUAUUGACUAAAAUGAUUAAAAUGAUACAGUACUGCUGAAGUAGGCUAGCUGGCAGUGGCUGCGUUGUUGACUUCUUCAGUUGUGCAAACCCACAGUUUCAUCAGCUGCCCGGGUAGCUGGUCUCAGACCAUCCUGCAGGUGACGAAGCCAGAUGUGGAGGUCCUGGGCUGGCGUGGUUGCAUAUGGUCUGCUGUUAUAAGGCUGGUUGAACGUAUUGCCAAAUUCUCUAAAACAAUGUUGGAGGCGGCCUAUGGUAGAGAAACAUUACAUUCUCUGGGAACCGCUCUGGUGGCGAUUCCUGCAUUCAGCAUGCCAAUCACACCAAUCUGUGACAUUUGUAGAGUGACCUUUUACUGUCCCCAGCACAUGGUGCACCUGUGUAAUGAUCAUGCUGUUUAAUCAGCUUCUUGAGAUGCCACACUUGUCAGGUGGAUGGAUUAUUUUGGCAAAGGAGAAGUGCUCACUAACAGGUAUGUAAACAAAUUUGUGCACAACAUUUGAGAAAAAUAAUCUUUUUGUGCAUAUGGGAAAAUGUCUGGGAUUUUUUAUUUCAGGUUAUGAAACACGGGACCAACACUUUUUUCCAGUGUAGAAAUGACUCCAAUCUAAUAUAAAAUAAUACCUGCUAAUAUUACCUCCUGUACAAAAGCUGGGUGACCGGUCGAGAAGGGGGAGCAGGGGCUUGAUGUUGCUACGGAGGCCAGUGUGUAGAUUGGGCGUUUCACAGAUUGAAUGUCUGAUUAUUAUUACCUGAGGUGCCGAUGCUGCGUGAGAAGGGGUGAGGGGGUUUGAAAAACACUCAGGUUGAACCCCCCCCAACACACACACAAAUUAGCUGUGUUUUGGUAGUUAACAGCCCCUCAGCUGUUGCCAUGGAAAUGUGAAAUUGACCCAGCCUACGCAGUAUCGUUCCCUCUCAUCUACUGUAUGGUACUACGCAAUGAAAUCUACUGAGUCAAUUACUGUAUGUUGGGUGCAUAACAAUCAUUUGUGUAACUUUAUAUUAUGGUAUUUUUACGUUAGAAUAACACCAAGGUAAAUUACGUCAUAUGACGUUUACAUUAACAGUGAUUAUGUAUUUAACACAACUUGAUUACAUAAUCUUUGUAUGGUUUAAGUGCUGUCUUGUAUUUCAUUUGAACCUUAAAUCAUGAAGGUCUACUUUUAGCAUAGCAAACACAGUCCUUUUUAGAAAACUGGUUCAUUAUGAAGUAGGCUUUGUGGUACAUGCAUACCUGCUAUUGAAACUCUCCUGCCACGGUUGCUCAUGUGCACUUUUGACCCAAGUGUGAUUGGUAAUUUGACAGCUGUACAAAGACAAAACAAAGUGAAUGUUGUCACAGUUCAAAUACAGUUUCUGGAGGUGCGGCAAUUAUUUUCUACUGUUAAACUGUAGCUAAGUAUAGGUAAGUACAGGGUAUGAUAUUAGUGUUAAUACUGUUACUCCCUAUAGGUUAACAACCCCACCCCAUAAUUUAUUGGAUUUUGAGGUAAGCUAUCUAUUUUUUCAGGGUUUCCAAGGCAACAUUCCAAAACAAUUCUAGCAAAAAGAGUUCCCCCUUAAAAAAAAGAAAAUCCCAACUGAAGCUUGGCUGAAACCUACAUCUAGGCUAAGUGCAUCAACAAUAACUAAAGAGUGUGAAGAGUACUGUCUACACAUUCAUGACCAUGGGUUGGGUCAACAGAAUUUCCCUAUUUAAAUCAAUUAAUGAAUCAAUACAGUCUUCUGAGUUGAUUAGAAAAGUGGCUGAGUUAGUGGACAAUGUCUCUUCGCUGCCUCACCAUGAAAUGAGUCUGUCCCUGUCAGCGUUUUAAUGGGUCCUCAGUCAAAUUUUAAAAGAGCCAAUUAGUUCAGCCCAAAUGGUAGUUUCAUGAGUUUUUCUCUGAGGGCUAUAGUGCUAGUGAAACAGUGUGAGAUGUCACACACACACAGUACAUCUGCCUCAGUUUGCACCUCAGGCCCGUGACUUCUCACCCCCGCCCUGCUGCUCCACGUGUGUGCGUAUGUCUGUCUUCAAAACUGCUCCUAGUCUCACACCACGGCAGAACUCUCUACUCUAAUCACCUAGCGGGUCACACUCACAGCUCACCAGAUGUCUGACAAGGAUCUGAGCAUUGUAUGGAUGAGCUUCUUAUCGUCUCAUCAUCAUCGAGCUAAGAGGGAUCAUUAAGUCAGUGGGACUGCGCAUUGCUGCUUGUAUACCUGGCCUGUUAUCAUAGAGCGAGUGCAUGAUAUGUGCCUCUGAUGCACUUGUUCUGUACUGCAGGGAUCCUGUUAUGUAAAAAGGUUUGAAGCCAUAACUUUACAUCGGGCUGUCAAAGUUUAGAAAUAGUCGCACCGUAUCCAAUUCCUUAGCCGUAAUUGGUACCAUAUUUUAGCUGUACUAGCUGUUGCCAUAACAGUAGUCAUAACUGUUGCCUUAAGUGUCUGUAAAGCCAUAACGGCAGUUUUAAGUGGUGCCAUAAGCCAUAAAAGUGUCCCUUCACGCUACUGCCAUUGCCUUAAGCCCUAACCCACGCCCAUUCCCCAGCCACAACUGUUACAAUAACCAUAGCCAUAAUCUGUGCCAUUAUCCAUAAGCUGUAGCCAAGCAUAAUAUGUUACAUCAUCCCCGGCCAUAAGCCUCAGCCAACCAGAACUGUAGCCACAACUUUGGCUGUGGCCCCUAGCCAUUCUGGCAGACAGGCUGCUGUACUGUCGUAUCCUAGGCUGGGCCUCACUGCUAGGAGCCUGAGGAGAGGAGAGGACUGUUCCAGUGCUGUAGAGGUCUGACUGCACUGGGCCAUUUCCUCCUCUGUGUAAACAUCCUAAAUCGGGGUGUAAACAGUGAGAGUGUGGAACAAUACUCUGAGAGGGGCAGGGGGCCUUUCUGGUUUCCCUGUUCCUGAGGCUGUCCAUAUAUCCGCCCCAGCUGUAGGUAGGGGUAAUCACGUAGGCAUAGCUACCACCUGGUUCACCUAGCUGGAGCCUGCGGGGAGCGAUUUACGGCCUAUCGCUACACAUACAUGCUGCUGCACAGAGCAGCAUGGCACUAUACCCAUGACCCAUUGACGUUUUCCUGACAGCCAGGUAGGCUGAUAUGAGGAUGACUAUCUGAAGAAUGAGGGCCUGUGAGAGGGAAACAUGAGACCCGGGGGUCUGGUGAGUGGUGAAGGGCCAGCUCUGACCCAACCCGGACCGGCCUUUCAGACUGAAACAAACGCAGGAGGCCGAUGUGCGGCUCUAGCGACAAUGAUGAGGAUCAGAUUGGUAAUGUGACGAGUGGUGGGGGGGUGUGUCUGUCUUUCUAUGGAGAUGUAGCCAAAUGAGGCGUGAAACAAACACAGAAUGGUUGGCAUUCUGUCUGUAUACUGUAGCUUUUUUUAAAUGACACAAUCUGUGUCUCUGCCUCUAUCUUACUGUACUGACCCACGCUUGGACAUUUCACACAACAUAUGUGGAUGUGCCUUAAUUCUACAAUUGCCUCUGUUUUGAUGACUGCUGUAAUUUGAAUUCCGGUUGCAAAGCAUUCCAAAUACAGUACAGUGAAGAUAAAGCGGUGCAUUGAGUCAUGCAGCACAGACCCAGUUAGGCCUGUGUUCGUGCUUUCAGGAGAACUGUAUACAUUCUCCUGUUGUGUACUAUAUUUCAGGGGGGAGGAACUCUGCAACAGUGACUGAGCAGCUUCUCAUGGAGCAAACCAUUUCUGCCAGGGAGAGAGGGGGUAGUCCUGUGUGCCGUAAAGCAUGCGGGACGUCCUUUCCUAAAGCGUGCUCGCUGCUAAGCUCCCCAAGGCUCCUCCACGAGGGGUCUCUCAUUGAGCUGUCCUCUCACUGCCACACAGUCUCCCUUUCUCUAUUCACAGUGCCUGGGGGACUGAUUUCAUAACCACCCCCCUCUAUUUCUCUCUGUGAUGGGCUGUCCUCUCAGUGCCAUACGUUUCUUUUCUGUCUGUGAGGGAGGUGAUUAGAGUACCUCCGCGUGAUCAAAUGUGCGAGAUCAGAAGAGCUCGCUGAAAGCGAGUGCAGGAAAAAGGAGAGGGCGCAAGCCUGCCUGUGGAAUGGAAAGCUCUUGGCGGUGUUCUGCUUCUCCCAGAACCCUGUCAGAGGAGUUAGUGCUCUGUCUCUGGACUGCAGCUACUUCUUCUGCUCUCAGCCCACUCGUUGAGGCUGCUGCCUGGCACCUGCGUGUUCCUCUGACUGACUUUACGUCUCACACAUACAGGCCAACGCUAGGCUGAGCUGGGCUUCAGGUGUCCUGAAGCUCAGAAUGAGUGCUGUAGGGGAAAGUGCCCUGGAACCUGCUACGCCAGAGUCCCGCAAGAGAAAGGGCUCACCAUGCGACACCUCAGAGCAGAGUGUGGAGAAGCGUCGGCGGGAGCUGGAGUGUCGUUACAUAGACGAGCUGGCCGAGCUCCUGUCUGCCAACAUGGGCGACAUGGCCAGCCUCAACGUCCAGCCAGACAAGUGCCACAUCCUCAAGAGCACCGUGGACCAGAUCCAGCAGAUCAAACGGCGCGAGCAGGAGAAAGCGGCUUUGGUGUCACCGGAAGACGAGGUGCAGAAGAGUGACAUCUCGUCCAGUAGUCAGGGCAUGGUGGAGAAAGAGGCUCUGGGGCCGCUGCUGCUCGAGGCUCUGGACGGCUUCUUUUUUGUGGUGAACCGUGAGGGCCGGAUGGUGUUUGUGUCGGAGAAUGUGACGGGUUACCUAGGCUACACCCAGGAAGAGCUGAUUACCUCCAGUGUCUACAGCAUCCUCCAUGUGGGAGACCACGGCGAGUUUGUCCGCAACUUGCUGCCCAAGAGCCUCGUGAACGGGGUGCCGUGGCCCCAGGAGCAGGGUCGGAGGAACAGUAACACAUUUAACUGCCGGAUGCUAAAGAGGCCUCCUGAUGAGGUGGACUCAGAGAACCAGGAAGCACGACAGCAGUACGACAUCAUGCAGUGUUUUACUGUCUCCCAGCCCAAAGCCAUGCAGGAGGAAGGAGAUGACCUGCAGAGCUGCCUGAUCUGCAUAGCCUGCCCGAUGCCCCGCCCCCAGCAGCUACCCGCCAUCCGCACUGAGUCCUUUAUCACCAAACAGGACCCCACAGGGAAGAUCAUCUCCAUAGAGACCAGUGCUCUGCGGGCGACGGGGCGACCGGGCUGGGAGGACCUGGUCAGGAAGUGUAUCUACGCCUUCUUCCAGCCGCAAGGCAAAGAACCCUCUCACGCCAAGAAGCUGCUCCACGAGGUGAUGACCCAUGGCACGGCCAUCAGUCCUCUUUACCGGUUUAACCUGAGCGAUGGGACCCCCCUCAGCGCUCAGACCCGCUGCAAGUUCUGCUGCCCCCCUAACCAUGACGUUCAGCCCUUCAUCAUGGGCAUUCACACUAUCGACAGGGAACACAACACUGCUAGCUCUCAGGAAAACACUAACUCCAGCCUUCUACUGACCCAUAGGAGCCCUGCUCCCUCCCACUCCCCUUCCCUCCCCCCGGGCAGCGAGGCCAGCCAAGCCCCAGGCCCCACUUCGGGCCUCCAUCUCAACAACGGCAAAAGCUCCAGCACCACCUCCCCCACCACACCCACCAGCCAUUCAGCAGGGUACCUGACGCCCACCCGGAUGUGUCCUCAGCAGGUCAACAGCCCCUCGCCCCUGGGAAGCCCCCUCACUGCCACCCCUACCUCAUUUAUGUCGCCCAGACCCCCCAGGGCCAGUCCGGGGCUGGGCGGCAGCCCACGUGUCCCAGGGAACCCCUUCUCCCCUUCCACCCCUGGCCUGCACUCUCCGGCACCGUCCCUGGGAGGUGGAGCUGCUGGCGGUGGAAGUGGAAUCCUCAGCCGGCACCACUCUGGUGGGGACAGUGGAGCAGGGACCCCCCUGGGUUUCUCUCUGCCCUCCCCUUUACCUCAGAGGCAGGCCAGCACCCCCACCAGCUCCCCAGCACGCCCUCCCCCCGCCAAGCCCCCCGAGGGAGGAGGAGGACGUGGGGGCGGAGAGGACUUGGCUAAAGGAAAAUUAGGGGGGAACUCCAAACUCAACCAGCCCCUGGACAAUGGUGGCGUGGGGGCGCCUAGGGACCCCAAAAACACAUCUACCAAACCCACCUCCACCCCUCAGUGCCCGGCCUCCCACAGUACACUGACGGAGCGCCACAAGAUCCUCCACCGCCUCCUGCAGGACAGCAGCCCGGCUGAGGGCAGCAACGGCAAGGAGUCUGAAAUCAAGAAGGAGCCUCCUGCCAGCCCUGUCACUGCCAACCCCAACGGACCCCCCAGCACCCCUCAGGACCACCAGCUGCUGCGCUUCCUCCUGGACACGGAUGAGAAGGACCUGGGCGACCUGCCCCCUCCGGCCGCUCUCAGCCUGCAGACGGUCCGGGUCAAGACUGAGAAGAGGGCCAGCGGGGACACUACGCCCUGCGCUGCAGCCUGCGCCAGCCCCAAGCCCAAACCGAGCCCUGCAGACAGCAGGCCGUCCAGAGACCCGUUCCCCAGUGGAUCUGCUGACCUGGACCCUCUCAGCCAGCUGCUGCCCACCCUCAGGGGCCCUGCAGGGGCCAAGCAGGGCAGCGAGGAGCAGGGUGGUCCCCAGACCCAAGCCCUGUCGUCCCAUAGCCAAACCCAACCUCAACCACGGCUCCAUUCACCUCCACAGCCCCAGACACAGCCUUGGCUCCAAUCACCUCUUCAAACCAAACCUCAGAACCAUCUCCAGCUUCAGUCCCCUACCCAGCUUCAGUCCCCUACCCAGCUUCAGUCCCCUACCCAGCUUCAGUCCCCUACCCAGCUUCAGUCCCCUACCCAGCUUCCGUCACCCACCCAGCUUCCGUCCCCUACUCAGAUUCAGUCCCCUACUCAGCUUCAGUCUCCCACCCAGCUUCAGUCCCCUACCCAGCUUCAGUCCCCUACCCAGCUUCAGUCACCUACCUUACUCCAGCCCAGUGGGGCCAACAUUGUCAAGGCCGUGACCGUGAAGAGGGAGCCUCCUGGAAGACCAAGCCGAGGGCUCACUGAUGGCUCCAGCCUGCAGAACCAGUCACACUUUGACUUCUGCAGCCCCAGCCAGAGACCGGGACAAGGGGAACUCUUCCAGACACCCAAAGGCAGCAGCCCCUUUAAAGAGCCUGGACUAAUGAACUCAUUCAACUCCAACACCGCGUUGUCUAAGAUAGAGACAGACUCUCAGCAGUUCCAGACCCUGGCCCUGACUGAGACUCUGUCCUUUGAUGGAGGCGUGGGAAACCCUGUGCAAGCCUCUCUGGCGUCCCCUCAGGAGCAGUGUGUCCCGUGCCCACUGGAUGAGCUGCUGUGCCCCCCCACCACCCCCGAGGGACGUAACGACGAGAAGGCCCUCCUGGACCAGCUGGUGUCCUUCCUGAGUGGCACAGAUGAGAGCGAGUUGGCUGAACUGGACCGAGCCCUGGGCAUCGACAAGCUGGUGAAGGGCGGCUGCUUCAACCCCGUCCCUCAACGGUUCCCCUCCCAGCCUCCUGCCACAACCCCCAUCUCCAUGGACCCCAAGCUGCCCGGCUACCCCUCUCAGUUCAACCCUGGCCCCCCUGCCCAGUUCCCUCCAGAGAUAGCAGGGGUGCAGAGUAUGGGGGGCUUCGGUGCACCCAGGGGGGCCUUCCCUGGGGGCAUGAUGCUGAGGCCUGGCAUGGGCAGAGCUCCUGGCAUGACCAACCAGCUCCGGCUGCCUCCCAACCAGCUGAGGUUACAGCUGCAACAGAGGCUGCAGGGCCCACAGCAGCUGCAGAACAGGCUGGCUGCCAUGAGCCCGUUCCCAGGGGAAGCUCACGUUGCCAUGGGGAUGCGUCAGGGAGGGCAGCAGCCUCAGAUGCCCUCUCAGCCUCCUCUGAACGCCCAGAUGCUGGCCCAGAGGCAGCGGGAGCUCUACAGCUUCCAGCACCGCCAGAGACAACUCCUGCAGCAGAAGGUCAUGUUGAUGAGGCAGGGCAUGGGGGGUGGUGGGCCUAUGGGAGCCACCAGGGAACAAAAAGGACCCCAGCCACAGCAACAACAGUUUGGCUACCCUCCAGGCUACAGCCCCAUUCCAGGGAACCCACCCAGCUCCCCCAGCCUAUUCAACCCCAUGGGAGGGACCCAGGACCCUAAGUUGUCGGGCCAGGGCCCUAUGGGCAGCCAGGCAACUAUGAUGGGGGGGAUGCAGGGACAGUUUGGGGGGGCGGUGAACUCGGCGGUGCAGCCUGUGCUCUUCCAGCAGUUUGGAGGACCAGGUAUGGUCCAGCAAGGAGACCCCUCGUUCCCUCCAGAGCUCAGCCCCACCAGUCCCCUGCUGUCCCCUCAGAACUCCACCACCCAGAGUCCUCUGCUCCAGCAGGCCCAGCCUCCUCCUGGGUACCAGUCACCUGACAUGAAGAGUUGGCAGCAAGCUGGCAUGGGCGGAAACAGCUUGUUCAGCCAGUCUGGUCAGACGACGCCCCAGGCCUUUGGGCAACAGGGCGUCUACAACAACAUGAGUAUCACCGUGUCAAUGGCAGGAGGCUCAGGGGCGGUGGGCUCGCUACCUUCCAUUGGACCACCUGUUGGCAUGGGCAACAGUAACCUUGGUGACAUCAACUCCAUGUGUAACGAUCAGGUACAGCAGGUUCAAGUGUUUGCCGACGUCCAGUGUACGGUGAACCUGGUGGGCAGCGACUCCUACCUGAACCAGUCGGGGUCCAUAGGCACCCAGAAGGGCCCCCAGGGGCCUCAGAGCAGCCAGUCCCAGCAGAAGAGCCUCCUCCAGCAGCUCCUCACAGAGUGACUCCUCAGCUCAGCCGCCUGCCAGGAGAGAGGUGCUCCACAGACCACCGACCUCUUCUCUUUCUCACCUUUGGUUUUAGACACCUGCCUGCCGGACUGGUUAGGAGGGCCCUGGGAUGGAGACUGAGGUCCAGGUAAGAGUGUGUCUGACCUGCCAGCCUGCCAGCCAGCCUCAGCCCAUACCGUACCAUAAGGCAGCAGCUAUUGUUCAGCGCUCAUUCCUGGUUACCUACUUUCAACACAAAGUCUGCUUUCUGUUCUGAGAAAGGAAACAGCUUCCGGUUUUGCCAAGAUGUUGUGGUUGUCAAAAGAGGAUCUGGUUCCUAAUUGCCCGUUCCGUCAGGUCCAUCGCAGCAGUGCGUCUUGGGAAUGCGAUCAACAUGCAGCUGAGCUCAGCUGUGGGUGGUUAACCCGUCGUCUCAACUUUUGCUCUAGCGUGGGGUGGUGUUGUGGGGACAACGUUUUGGGAAUGUUAGGUUUUUAAACCUCUGCAGUGGGAAGCUCAGUUUCAGCUGGAUCUGUGACUGACUAGCUCUCUCCAUUGCAGUGCCUGAUGGGAGGAAAUUCCCAGCUCUCGUUUUUUGUUUUUGUUUCUCUGUUCUCGUCGUCUGCGUCGUCAGGACAACAAGCAGCCGGGAUGUGAUGGGAUGGGAGAUUGCGCUGCUCUGCUUAGUUGGCAACACCAUCUUUCACAUUUUCAAACCACCAGACUGUCAAAGUAACUGUCUUACACAUUUUUCUCCCCAGCAGCUGUGAAUAUGAGCCAUGUUGGGCUCUCCUUGGCCUAUCAGUAUUGUUUGUCAUGUAUAACCGUGCAGGUGGGUAGUAUUGUACAGCACAGAUGGACAAAAAAUUGGGAUGAGUUCACACUUUCUACUUUCCUUUCAAAAGCGUCAUUUAAUUUACUCUAAAAUGCAACUGUCGUUUUUAGCUCAAACUAUACAUUGUGAUUCAAUGCGGUUUUCUUCCGUUUUUUUAUUUGAGAGUAACAUGUCAGUUAUUAUAAUUUUUUACGGCGAUAUUUGGCAUUAUGAAAAUGUAACUCUGCUAAAUAUGCUCUGUGUUCUGUAAUGUGAAAAAAGAAAAUCUCGGUAUAAGACUGAUUGAUUUUAGAAAUGGCUAGCUCUGCUCUUUUGGCAUCCCUUUGAAUGUUUUAAAUCCCCUAAAAUGUACCUCAAAACGAACAAGAAUAGGUUCUCAAUAUUACACAAUGACAUGAAUAGGUUGUAACUCGUAACCGUAGAACUUCCUCACUCAGAAGUGAUGGAAGUUGAAUGGGGUGUUUUAGCUCUCUCUCCUCCAACUCUCUGCCCGUGAUGAUGUCAUUCCACUGGCCACACACUACAGCUCUUUUUUGACUGCUCAUGUGACUACUGUUGCCCAGUCAGACACUGUCUAUCAGCGCUAACCUCUGAUAUUUUACUAUACACAUUCAGUCACAUAGAAAGUCUGGCCAAAAAAUACCAUGUUUUAUUUAUGUGGGUAAACAAUAACCUAUUAACAAGCAAUAAACCCGAAAAUGACGAGAAAGCAACAACAGAAAGAGCAAAGUUCGGCGACGUAAUGAUAAUGAAAAAUCAAGUCUAAUUUGGCUUUUGGCUUCUCUGCUCUAUCCCGGGUAUGUGUAUUUCUCUGCUCUACCCCGGGUAUGUGUAUUUCUCUGCUCUACCCCGGCCGGGUAUGUGUAUUUCUCUGCUCUAUCCCGGGUAUGUGUAUUUCUCUGCUCUAUCCCGGGUAUGUGUAUUUCUCUGCUCUAUCCCGGGUAUGUGUAUUUCUCUGCUCUAUUCCGGGUAUGUGUAUUUCUCUGCUCUAUUCCGGGUAUGUGUAUUUCUCUGCUCUAUCCCGGGUAUGUGUAUUUCUCUGCUCUAUUCCGGGUAUGUGUAUUUCUCUGCUCUAUUCCGGGUAUGUGUAUUUCUCUACUCUAUCCCGGGUAUGUGUAUUUCUCUGCUCUAUCCCGGGUAUGUGUAUUUCUCUGCUCUAUCCCGGGUAUGUGUAUUUCUCUGCUCUAUCCCGGGUAUGUGUAUUUCUCUGCUCUAUCCCGGGUAUGUGUAUUUCUCUGCUCUAUCCCGGGUAUGUGUAUUUCUCUACUCUAUCCCGGGUAUGUGUAUUUCUCUGCUCUAUCCCGGGUAUGUGUAUUUCUCUACUCUAUCCCGGGUAUGUGUAUUUCUCUACUCUAUCCCGGGUAUGUGUAUUUCUGACUAACAGAAGGCUUUCUUAAGGGUGUUAUGGUCCAACUAGAUAUCUGACUGUGUAUAUACAAGGUAUUUUACAAAGUGUGCAACAUUACCCGAGCACAGCUAAUAACCGAGGAGGGUUAGGGAUGAUCAGUUGAAAUAGCAUGCAUGAUCACCAUCCUCCUCCGGAGACCUCAAAUUGAAUGCCAACUACUUUAAUGUGCUAUGAUUUCUGAAUCACGUUGUGUACCGUUUCAAUGGCGUUUGUGUGCCUGUGCUUUAUACCCAAACAGUGGCUCAGGUGUCCUCAGCAUACAACUCAAAUUCAACCUGAAAAUGGCAUCAUUUCGUGUGGUGUUGAUUCAAGUUGACAUGAAAAGCUGGUAGCAGUUCCACUUCGGAAACUCAUUUGUGAAACUGAUACACUGUGAUUGGACAUACCACUUGUUCCUGUCAUUCUAAGACACUUAAAAUGUUGCUGUGCUUUUAGCCUAUUGCAUUUCAUUCAAAACAAUAUAUAUAUACGAUUAAUAGAUGAGAUAUUUAAGUGUAUCUUUCUUCUGAUAAGGUAAAUGUUUUAUUUUCUAUUUGAAAGGGAUGUGGGUUAACAAUUAGUACUUAUCAAUGUUAAAGCCAUUCCUGAGCCACUGUUUGGUUUAUGUAAAUAAACAUACACUUUACAAAACACACAGAAGCAAGACAAAAUUAACUGAAUGUAUGUGGAAGGAUUCCAUUUGUUUUCAGUAUACAUUUGUACUAUAUAGGGUACCAGCUAAUGGUUUCAUACUCCCAGAAGUGUUACAAAGGAUAACUUUUCCUGGAUAUCUUCUUCACGUACUCUCCAGCCUUCGCUCCUCAUUUAGGAACAGGCAUUACUGUCUAGAAAAUGUUAAUAGAACUACGUCAAAUGCAGAAGUUCAUCUGAUCUGUUAAUAUGAACUGUUUAGCAUUUGGGAUAUAAUAUGCCAAAUUCCAAGCACCGUUCGACAACGGUCAUUAACUAACAGACAUUCGUAUAUGCAAGAGCCGCUCAAUGGCAAAGACAGUCCAUUCAGUACAGGUACAAGGUAAAUAUUUGAACUGGUUCUUCAACAUGUAUAUAACAGACAAUGUGAAUAUGUAUUUGUUCAGAAUCAACAAAAUGUAGUGCUCCAAGUUUGUGGUAUUAACUACUCGCUUCCAUUUUAUUAUUAUUUUUUAUUUUUUACGUAUAUGACUGUCUGAGUGUGUGUAUGUAUGUGAUUAAUACUGUAUAUCUGGUGUUUAAGAUGGAAACUGAAUAUGUCCGGAUUUGAUUUCUUCUUCUUUUUAUAGAUACCUGCAAGUUUUCCUGUGGGUGUUGUUCUGAUUGCUCUUUAUGUGAGAGAAUGGGUUAGCGACUGCUGAAUGUGAUUUUACUGAGAGAGAAGCAGUGUGGACUGGCUUUUGUACGGGUUCAUUUAAAAACAAACAAAAACACACACAAAAAAAGGCCAUAUUAUUUAAUUGCUCUGAUGUUAAAACGUUUAAACAGAUCUGAGAAAGUGGAACCUUGUAUUCUGAGAAGCAUCGCUUUGGUAGUUAAGUGGGCUUUUGUAGAUCGCCUGAUAUACUUUUAGCGUUUAAAAAAAGUAAUGACCAAAGCUUUAAGAUGUUUAAUUCAUAUCAUAUGCAAGCCUCAUGCAAUUGGACGAGACAAAAUGUAGCGUUUGUUCACUUUUCUAAAAGGAAAUAGUCUACAUACUAGCUCCUCCUUGACCACACUACUAAUUUGUGGUAGUUUGUGCUUUGCGUGUUUGUCCUUUAUUUCCUUUUCCACACAAUUUGUCCUAAGACACUGACAAGUGACCUAUCAGAUAUAGUAUUUUUAUCUAACUUCUAUUCUUUGGAAUAUCCCAAAGUAUGAUCAGUUAGAAACUUCCUCUCCUUGUUGCCGUUGACUCCUGGCAAAGACGCAAAAAGACUUGUAGGGCCUGACAUGCUGUCACUGUUUACAGGAAGAGAGAAACUUGCAACAGCUAGCUAUGCACCUUAACAAAAAGCUUUUUUUAACACUGAUUUAGGUAUUCAAAACUAACUCGAAUUUGAAUCGAUGAUUUAAAUCAAUAUAUUUUAGUUUAUUGAAAGAAGAAGUGAAACCUAGUGAACCAAUUAUUAUUUAAUUUUUUUACUCAACUAGCAUUGGUGAUAGUUGUCUGAACUUGUGGGUCUGCUCUAUCAACUGAAUCUCACAGAUUAAGAUUAUUCAAUCAAAUAUUUCAAUUUAUUUAGCUGAAUACUUUAUACCAAAUUUGAGGUGCUUCUUGUAUAUACAGUAUUUUCUGCACAGAGGACUGCUCGCUGUUUGAUGAUAAUGUUAAGGAGGAUUUUCUUAUCUUUACCUUUAUAAAACAAGUUUGCUGCAUUUUACAUUACUUUUGUACAAGAAAUCUAAAUAUUCCAGGAAUUUGCAAGAAAUACAAUCUACUUUUGCACUUUAUCUCAGAAUUAUUUAGAGGAAACAGGCCAUCAUAAAUACUACUCAUGUUCACAUUAGAUUACUAUUUAAUCAUCAUAAAUCCCCUAAAUCACAGGAGGUUGGUGGCACCUUCAUUGGGGAGGACGGGCUCGUGGUAAUGGCCAAAGCGGAAUAGGUGUAAUGGUAUCAAAUACAUCGAACACAUGGUUUUCAUAUGUUUGAAGCCAUUCCUUUUGCUCCGUUCCAGACAUUAUUAUGAGCUGUCCUCCCCUCAGCAGCCUCCUGUGCCCUAAAUAUAAUAGAAAGUAAAUUAUAGAUUUCUCGGGUUCUUAAGAACUUGGUUGCAGAGCCCAUCAAUAUGAUUACAAAAGAGAAGUGUACAUUCUCUACUACUACUCUUAGUAGUUUCACAUAUGAUCCUUCUCUCUGCCACAGAGCCUCAAUCUAAACUAUGCCUUUCUUCUUCAGGUGAUCCACUGCCCCUCUCCCCUUGGCCAUUAGUUAACUAACGCGCUUACACUCAUACGUCCUGUCCUGUGUAACCGAUGUGAAAUGGCUAGCUAGUUAGCGGUGGUGCACGCUAAUAGCGCUUCAAUCGGGUGACGUCACUCGCUCUGAGACCUUGAAGUAGUGUAGUUGGGCGCGAUGGGUAACGAUGCUUCGAGGGUGACUUGUCUGUGUGCAGAGGGUCCCUGGUUCGAGCCCAGGUAGGGGCGAGGAGAGGGACGGAAGCUAUACUGCUACAGCAGCUUUAACUGUUCAAAACAUUCCUCCUCAACUCUGCUCUUAGCUACCAGCAAUCAUUGUGCUCUGGUCUAUACUGUAGCAUUUAACAUUUCAGUCAUUUAGCAUAUGCUCUUAUCCAGAGUGACUUACAGUAAGUAGUGAGUUAAUACAUUUUCCUGUACUGGUCCCCUGUGGGAAUCGAACCCCGUUGCAGGCGCCAUGCUCUACCAACUGAGCCCCACGGGACCAGCAGCAGUUCUAUUCUAUAUAUUUCUAGGCGUAGUAAUUCUUACCAAGCAGUAACAGCCCUACAUACGUGUACUGCUGUCCCCUGCGUCUGUUAUUUUGUCAUUGUCACCACCUUGUAACAUACUGCCUAAUGCAGAAGCAACUAUCAUCCUUGUUAAGAUUAAUGCACUCUACCUUCUACAGGUAUUACUUCUCAACUGUUCCGAGUAUUGGAGCAACUGUCUGCUGAUGAUGUUUGUCAAGUAUUGUAAGUGCUGCAUAAUCGAGACUGAAGUUGGUUGUGGAUGGAGAAAUCAAAAGCUUGUCUCGCCACUUAUAAGGCCAAUGCUUUCUCAUUGAAACGAGGUUCCACUUUUCCCCCUGUAAAAUUAAUAUAAAUAAAUAUAAAUAUAUAUAUUAUACAUUUUACUCAUUUUGUCCAGUUUUGUUUAAUAUACUUGUGUAAACUUGUUUUUAGACAGGCAUCAGAGCAGCUGUGUGGGUGGGACAAUAUGAAUGCAGUAUCUGGGGGAAUUAUGCAUGUUUUUAUUUCUGUGUCCAGGUGGAAUACCUGGGAUAAAUCCUACCUUUUCUUAGGACGUCGUAGACAAUCAGUCUCAGGCUGGGUCAAGUAGCCACAGGGGGUCCCUGUAGACUGAAAAGCAACAUUUUUGCAUCUACUGAAACAGUCUUAUUUGUCUGUCAAUUUUUUGGGAGGUAUCUGGCUGCUCAGACUGGGAUUAGUUCAAAGUUUACACACACACAACACACACACCUCGUGCGUUCGGUCCCUCUAUUGCUUUUCCAAGGUGAAGAUGCAGACCUUGACGGAAAUGAUGCUUUGACUAACAAAUCUAUAACAUCCAUGAAUGUGAGAAUGCAACACAUUUGCAAUAAAAACACCAAUUAAAACGGGAUAUGUAAUGUUG
Oncorhynchus keta (chum salmon) is the source of this 17151-nucleotide messenger RNA. RefSeq names its product nuclear receptor coactivator 1-like. Gene Ontology annotation, molecular function: protein dimerization activity; nuclear receptor binding. The transcript is spliced from 20 exons. Gene Ontology annotation, biological process: positive regulation of transcription by RNA polymerase II; cellular response to hormone stimulus. The record is from RefSeq and is a predicted model, not a curated record. Gene Ontology annotation, cellular component: nucleus. Lineage: Eukaryota; Metazoa; Chordata; Actinopteri; Salmoniformes; Salmonidae. The coding region runs from base 6177 to 10658 and encodes 1493 amino acids.